Rotaria sp. Silwood1 is the source of this 1823-nucleotide messenger RNA. The record is from the annotation of a GenBank genome assembly. Lineage: Eukaryota; Metazoa; Rotifera; Eurotatoria; Philodinida; Philodinidae.
AUGUCAUAUCGACCAUCUUCUAAAGAGAAAAAAGAAUUUCGUUCUUUCGUAUUAUAUUUAAAAAAAAUACAUUCAUCAUGGAAAGUGAAAGAUAUAACAACAUUUCUUCUUCAAUCUGAAAAUCCACCUUGUGAUACAACAACAAAUCCUUUAAGGAUCAAAGUUUGGAGAAUAUUGAAGCGAAACCAAGUAAAUGAUUUACCAAGAUCAGGUGCACCCAGUACAACAACAACAAUCAAAUAUAUUCAAACUCUUCAAAAACAAGGUUAUAAAGCAUCAAAAAGUUCAGUAUGGAGAGUAAAAAAUUUAUUAAAAUUAAAAUGGUGGGAACGAAAAACAGUUCAAAAAUUAACUACCAAUCAAAAAAUUCAACGAGUUAUUAUUGCGAAACGAUUACGGAAGAAAUAUGGUAUUAAGAAAGGAAAUAAACUUUAUGAAUGGAUUCAUGUGCUGAAUACUGAUUUUAGUGGUACAUUCACAUUAACUCCUCAAUACAAUCAACACAAUCAGAGCUGGCGAAGUACGCACUUUCUCGAGUAUCAACCCCCAGAGUACGAGUAUCAGUACGAGUACUAACCCUUCGAGUACGAGUACAAAUUUUCUUAGUACAGUAUUAAAUAAAAAGUAAAGUGUAAAGUCCUUUUUCUAUGUACAACUAGGGAUGGGCGGUGUGAGAAAACUGAAUAGCGACUGAUACCCACAGUGAUACUCACUGAACACCCAUAAGUCCACUGACACUGAUUACCAAAAGAAUUGAAAGCACUGACACCCAGUCACUGGAACACUGAUGACCACUGCGUCACUGAUCACUGACGAAUGGUUCUCAGUGACUUCACUGAAAUGCAGAUAGUUUUUUUAAUUAUAUGUACUUAGUUUUCUAUAACUUUUGUGAAGAACGAUCUGAAAGGAGUGUUGACUUGCAUAGGAUAGAAAUUUUAGAACCACUUCUUCCUCCCGCAGACUGUGACAGAGAAUCGUGAGAGAGCAUCACAGACCUUGACAGAAGACCUCCGAACCCAUCACAGAUCGUGUCAGAGUAAUUCCAGAUCCAUCGCAGAUCGUACCGGAGAACCUCCAGUUCCAUCAUAAACAGUAACAGAGAUCCCUAGAAACCGACACAGAUUCUGACGAAGAACUCCAGAGAUCAUCAAAAAUCGUGAUAUUGAACCCCUAGAAACUAUCACAGACCGUGACAGAGAACCCCAAAGACCAGUACAGACCGUGAUAGAGAACCCCGGAGACCAGCACAGACCGCGAGAGAGAACCCCAGAGGCCAUCAAAGACCGCUGCAGAGAAACUGUACUUGAGAAUGGGUGCCGGUGUAGGUCUGUGUAUGAAUACUAUUUUCAAAAACCUACACUCAAAGCCACACCCAUCCUUUUUCUUAUUUCAUCCUUCGGUUUUAUUUUAUUUAUCUAGAUAUUUGAAAGAUGCAUUUACUUUUUUUCCGCAAACUUGUCUUUCUACAAUAUUCAUUUAUUUGUUUUUUUUCUCAAAGAGUUUUUAUAACUUAUCUAUCUACUUCUUCGACGAAGAUGCAUUAUUGUUCUUCACCUUUUUAAAAAUAUAAUCAUUGAUUGUCUUCAAAACAAAUAAUUAUUAGAUGCGGUACAAUGUGAGAGUGUAACAACAUAAUGUAUUUCACAUUUAUUAAAAUGAUGAAAAAUACAUCUAUUAUAGUAAUUCAUGAAUUUUCGACUUUAUUUAAAAGUCAUCAUCAGAUGAACUAUUGAUACCACCAUCAACUGAAGAAACAUAAUCAUUUGUACAUUUUUUAGCAUUAACGAUUUGUACACCUAUAGCCAUUAACAGAAACAGAACAA